UGAUUGGUUUUUCACCUGGCACCUGCCACCUUCUUUAUAGGGCCUCUGCCCCCUCCUUCUUUAGUCCUGACGAAGGGUCUCGCCGGAAACUGCUCCUUUCAAUAGAUGCUGCCCGACCUGCUGAGUUCAUCCAGCUUGUCUGUACGCGUUGAUUUGACCACAGCAUCUGCAGUGUACUUCGUGUUUGCCAACACAUCAUCACGCAUAGCGACAUUCGUCCCCGGUUAUGAUAACUGCCUGAAGAAUGGUUUGUCUUGAGCUGCUAUGACCCUAAGUACAGUUUUCCCUUCCAAACUCAUUGCUUACAAUUCCACACAGGGCCCCUUUACACCUGCUCGGUUCAAUGAGCCACGGCCGCUUCGCUGGUAGAGUUGGUGCCUUCGCGGAUCCAGCGACACGCGUUCGAUGCUGACCCCCGGCUCUACUACUGAAGUGGAGAAUAAAAUAAAAUCAGUGCGAAUGGUUUGGUGUUUGUUUCCAUGCUGUCUAAUCCUGAACCUCAGGACAUUGUAGGCUGGGCAACACACAGGAAUUCAGCAAGGCAGGCACCAUCAGGAGAGGAGUGAACAGUUCACCUUUCUGUCUGAGACACUUCAAGACUAAUUUGCUUACCAUUACAUCGGCGAGCUGCCUGUCAGGAAACAGUAUAAGUAUCAGCUUUCAACACUAGAGCCCUGAGUGCAGUGAAACGUUAAAUAUAAAACUUGUAGCAGUUUCUCUCGGUCCCGGAGAAACAAUAUUUGUCUUUAGCAACCAGAUUUUCUGCGGUUCGUUUCCGGAAAUUGGCUGCAGUAAUCCGGCUUGCAAACAGAGAGACUCCAGGUCUCCUGGAAGGAGUGGAUUCAGGAUAACUUGUGGCACAGUUCACUCUGAAUUCCAGUUCCACAACAGCACCUGGAGCGCCCGGCCAGAGCUUCCCCACGCUGGGAAAUAAAGCGACUUCCAAGCGGCCGGUUGGAAUACCAGCCUUUUGGGCCAGGGCGGGCGCAAGGUGUAUGGGAUCUCCCUCAGCCCGCGCGGAAUCGCAACUUGGCUCGAAAGUGUACACCUGUGUUCCCCCGCGUUAGUGUGGAGGUAUUUCAGCGGCCACAGACUCCGGGGAUUGCCUGCUCGAACCCGGACCGGGAUUACAGUGGCACACUCACUGGGGGCUGGGCUGCUGAAGCAAGUGGACAAUGUCCAGAAAGAAAGGGACAUCAGAUGAUGCGUGGCUUGAUGGUGAAAUGGAUCCAGAUGUUGGAGGGAUGAUCCAGAACUUCAGUGUGAAUCUUAAUGAACACAACAGUCUACAGGAAACUCUGGAAAAGGCUCGUGAACUGUUCCAGCAUUGCGACAAAGAGGAGAAGGGCUUCAUUACGAAGAGAGACUUGCAGAGAUUGCAGAAUGAGUUGCCCCUGACUCCAGAGCAACUGGAAGAUGUCUUUGACAGCUUGGACCAGGAUAAGAACGGCUACUUAACACCAGUAGAAUUCAGCAUGGGCCUUGGGCAAUUCAUUGGCAUCAAAGUGCUGCCAACAACAGAGAGACUGGAAAACUCAAAGCACGAUGAAACCUUUGAAUCUGGCUGGUCGGACGAGCUGGAUAUUGUUACAGACGUGGAAGAGAAGCAGUUUUGUUUCAUGAUGGAGCAGCUUGGAGCUUCACAGAUCUUUGAGGAUCAAAGUGAGGUAAGGGAGUUAUGGGCCAGGCUCCACAGAGGGAAGCCUGAGCUGCUGGCCAACUUUGAGCAGUUCUUAGCCAACCUUACGACACACAUCCAGGAGAUACAGCAGGAGAAGGAAAUCAUGGAACAAGCAAUGAAACGGAAGGAGUACGAGCAUGAUAGAGAGGUACGCUGCCUGUACGAGGAAAUGGAGCAGCAGAUUAAGAGAGAGAAAGAGAAGUUAAUAAAUCAGGAUGUGUGGAAGCACACGGAACGGAACCAUCAGUUGGAAAGGGAGCUGAUCAGGAAAGAGCAGGACUUGGAAAAUAUCAUUCUACAGCAAAAGAAGCUGGAGCAACAAUUCGAGGAGUUUAACUGUGAGCAAGUAGAUGUCCGGAUGCAAAAUGAGAGACUGAGACAGAUGAAUGAGGAGCUACAGGAACAGCUGGAGAGGACUAAGCAAGACCUGAGCAAUACACGCUAUCAACUCCAGAUUCUUCAAGAAGAGGCCCGAGAUGAGCAUCAGAAGAAAGCAAGGGAUGUUCUGAAGGUGUCAAAGAACAUGCAAAAGGAGAGAGAAAGUCUAUUGAGACAGCUGGAGCUGCUCAGGGAGCUGAACAAGAAACUCCGAGAUGAGAAGGAUGCUCAUGAAGCCAAGAAGCUGAGCUCCCCCAGAAAAAAGCUUCUGUUGAAGAGAGGCUCAGUGAUAGGGAAUUACCUGGUGGAAGACAAACCAGUCAAACGGCAGCUUGUCACUGCAGAUCUGUCCGUCACCAGAGAAAUGACAUCAGAGCCCAGCAAGAAGAACUUUAAAUAUGUACCAAAUGCGAUGGGUGCAAGCGAAGCUGGUGAUGAAGGUCUGUGCAGUCCGAAGUCAACUGAAGAUGAAAGGCUGCCCGUUGAGGAUGCAGGCUGUGAGAUAGCUGGACUACCUGCACAGGCCUCGGCAGAGGAAGAUGAAGCUCUGCUUUCACCCCGAGGCCAGCCAAUUGGCACUGAAACAGUGGAGUCUGAGCCAAUGAGAUCAUCCCCUGACAGAAUGUUUAAAGUGGUGUUUAUCGGGAAUUCUGGUGUUGGGAAGAGUUCGUUUAUUCAUCGAUUCUGCUAUGACCGAUUUCUCCCUGAAACUAAUGCAACAAUUGGCAUUGAUUUCCAAGUGAAGAGUUUGGUUUUGGACAAUACACGAGUAGCCCUCCAACUGUGGGAUACUGCAGGCCAGGAACGGUUUCGUAGCAUUUCCAAGCAGUAUUUCCGCAAAGCAGAUGGUGUGGUGGUGAUGUAUGAUGUUACGUCUGAGGUGUCCUUCACAGCUGUCAGGAACUGGAUGGCCAAUGUCCAGGAAGGAAUUGAUGAAAGGGCAGUUAUUUGUCUACUUGCCAACAAAAUAGAUGUUCUGAACUCUGAAACACAAAGGGUAUCAAAAGCAGAAGGUGAACGGCUAGCAAAGGAGUACAACACAAUUUUCUAUGAAUGCAGUGCCAGAUCGGGAUACAACAUAAUGGAACCACUGAUGCAAGUGGCAAGAUUAUUAAGUGAACAGGAAGACAAACAGAGAGAAGAUGCCUUGCAUUUAGAUGAUGUCUGUGACAAGAAAAAAGGCUGCUGCAAAUGAAAUUGAACAAAGAAGAACCACUACUCCCAGAUAAAUUAGAUGCUUGAAUGCAUUUAUGAUCUCAUUAGACAUUUCUGAGCUACAGGACUUGCUGUCAAUGUUUUACCACAUUUUUCUUUCUAAUCAUUGUUUUUGUUUCUAGUGUCUCAUAAAUUGCUAUUUCAUGAAAUAAAAUCUGGUGAUAAGAGAUGGAGUUUUAAGUAAACACUUAAUUUUAGUGCAAAUGCAUCUGUACAUAGCCAAACUAUGGCAGUAUUAACAGAAUGCAUUGCCUUUUCUCAUAGAUGAUGUUUCCUGUAGAAAACCCGUUAAAGAGCCAGAUUCUGUAAAGAGCAGAUGUAAUUUUGAGGUUCACACUAAAUGAAGAUGCCAAGCAAUCCUGUAGAUAGGUUUGCUGAAACUUAAAUUUUCUGCACAAAUAUAUAGGUACAGGCUUCUUAAGAUAUCAAGAUGGUUUUGCAUAAGCCAUGUAAUGUGAGUACUGCAAUCAGUACUCUGUUGGUCAAAUAGGAAGUAUAUUUCUGGAAAUAGUUUUAAUGACAAAAUCUAUAUAAAGUGAACAAAAUGUAAAUUUGUUCUACAUUAUAUUGAGCUCUGCUUAAAACUCUGUAGACCCUAGAAAACCAUGUAAGCUAUAAGAUUAACAUCAAACUGCAAUAUGUUCAUCCCAACUUUAAUGGUUAAGAUCUGUCCACAGUAUAAGGGUACAGUUAAAAUAUCUUUGCAAUGGAAAAAUUCAUUGUACUUUACCUGGAAAUUCUUUGCUAUUAUUUAGAAUUGGCUGUGCCAAACAUUAAGUGAAAUUGUAGGUGUCAGCAGAGUACUCAAGAGGGAUUUCGUAUGUCCAAAGUAAUCAGUUUGUUCUUUUUGAACGAUCUUAACAUUUUCAAGGUAUCUCAUUAGUACGUAUUUAAAACCAACAAAGUUAAAAUAAUUACACUACUGUAUUUAAAACUGUUUUGUUACAGGGAGACUGAAUAUUUUUAUAACAUGUAUUGUUUCUGGAUUCUCUGCCAUGUACGUGAGGCAUCAAAGCAAAUAGCCUAUUGUGGACAAAUGGGAUUAAUGUAGAUGGGCAAAAAGGUUGGCAAGGGCAUUGUGCUGUACAAGAUAUGACUAUUAUUUUUCUAUUGCUUGGGAGGCUAUUAAAUCCAAGCCCAUUUCCUCUACCUUCAUGCUAACAGGUUGUUUUUAUUUAGUUGUUUUGAACCAUGUUCAGAGUAAAAUUUAAAGCAGAUAUUGAUUCAGCAACAAAAAAAAAUGUUAACGCAAAAUACUCAGGAUCUUUGAAAUUAUACAUACAAACAGAACUUGAUGGAAAUAUUCAGAUCAGGCAACAUUUUAUAAGUGUUAAUGUUACAUGUUUAAGGACCUUUCAUCAGAAGUUAACUCUAAAAUAUAGGCUAUGUUUUGUCUGACUCAGUUACUGCCCAAUCCAAUGAAUGGCUUUGGUUUUUAAUCUUUUACGUAUGUCAAUGUGUAGAUGUCCAGAAGUUGUGUAUAUUUUAUCACCCCUCAGAAAUGUAAUGUGAAUUUGUGUUUUGAUAGAAGUUGAGCCAUCAUUACUAUCCAUCAAAGUAUUUAUUUCUGCUGACAUGUAUCUGGUCAAGCCAUGCACUUGUGCAAUUUCAAAUAUGUUGGAUGUAGCUAUUGGUGUAUCCCCAUCACUUACAAAGGACUUGCAUUUAUGUAGCAACUUAUCAAACUUGAGGAACUCACAAAAAAAGUUUUAUUAAAUGCUAAGAAAAAUUUAAAAUGGAGUAUCUUAGGAAAUUUUAUAGGGAGGUUUUUUCAUAUCUUUUACAAUUUAUAUUAAAAUCUGAAAUGGCUUGUAAUAUUUGAAAAAAAAACGUGAUUUUAGGCCUUUAUGUUAUGAAGAAUUCAUGAAAUACUCUUUUGUUUCUUUCCUGUGGCUGUUAAAAUUGCACAAUGCAUUCAAUCAAUUCUAGUGAUCUCUAGCUCAGAAAAAUCAAAAAAUAAAUAUCCUCUCAUGUACCAAAGCUAUUCACUUUAGCUGGGCCAUAUCCCAUACUUUUCCUUUUCAUUCAUUAUUGAUAAAGGCUAUUCUUUUAGAUGCUUUAGAACUAGUGGUUGGUGUUUACCUGGACUGCAGCAAUGAUGCUGAGUAAGUUAUUUAAUGUUACUGAUUGAUUUUUCAGACACUUCAGGCUUGAGGGUCAAAUGGCUGUUAUAAUACUAGAGAGACAUAAAGAUCAGAUUAGAAAAGGAAUGUAGUUAAUGGCUUGGAAAUACUUGUAAUGACAGCUUUGCGAUGACUUCUAAGGAACCAGGUUUCCAAUUUCCAAAUUUCUUUAAAAACAAAGAUUGAAUUAAUUAUAUAACAGACUACAUGUGUCUCGUGAACUCCAAUUAUUAACUGCAGACACAAUCAGAGGAACUUCUUUUAUUUUCCUCAUUAUUGUUGUAGCUUAAUUGCUAGUAGCCUUACUUCUGAGCCAGUAGAUGAAUGAAUAAAUCAUUAACUUAUAUGGAUGUCAGUAAUAAUGCUGUCAAGCAUUCACGAUUGCACAUUUCAGUAGUGGUUUUGGGGGUUGCAUUAGCAGGAUCAGAUAAUAAAAUAAACUAGAAAGAUUUUGAUUUACAAAAAAUACUGUACUUUAAUAUAAUCAAUACUCUAAUAAUUUCAGAUUUAUAUAAUUAACUUGAAUUUUAAUUCUCCAGUUGUUAUGAUGGAUUUGAACUCUCACUUCCUGAUCAGGUUGGGAAACUUAGUUGGAAAUUUAACUACAGUGGUAUCAACCGUAAUGGCUAAACUACCAUUCCGUACUGAAGGGGUUAAUCUAAGCUGAAGUUGAGGGACUGUGGUACUGCAAUAUGGAAUUAAGUAAAUAUUACUCAACUAGUCACUGGCCAACACUUAAUCAAUAGCAAAAACAGAUAUAUUUGUUUCAUAAUGUUAUUGGACAUACUGUUCAUUAAUCUCCUUUGGUGUUUGUCUCUCGUGAGCUUCAUACAGAAGCAUCAUGGUCUAAAUAAACACAAGUUCUUUUAUUUGCAAUAGUAUUUGUUAGACUGGGGUACUAGUAAAGAUAUCUUGUUUAUUUUAGUACAGUUUGUCUAGGAAUUUGAUCAUGUUAAAAUAGAUUUAUUUAAAAAAAUAGCAAAUAAAAGGAAUUA
Hypanus sabinus (Atlantic stingray) is the source of this 6392-nucleotide messenger RNA. It is a transcript of the gene cracr2b, whose product is annotated as calcium release activated channel regulator 2B. The transcript is spliced from 18 exons. Bases 1176 to 3254 code for a protein of 692 amino acids. The record is from RefSeq and is a predicted model, not a curated record. Gene Ontology annotation, molecular function: GTPase activity; GTP binding; calcium ion binding. Lineage: Eukaryota; Metazoa; Chordata; Chondrichthyes; Myliobatiformes; Dasyatidae.